UUUUCUUUAAAAUCCCUGAUUAGAACCUUAGUUGAAAGAUACUUGAAUGGCAGCACAGUUUGCAUAUUGGAGCAUGGCGACUACGAUUGGCAAUUGUCAAAGUCAGUUGAGAAUUACUCGAGCUUUGUGGUUAUUAAUCUGAACACAUUAGCUGACAGCUUUGUGGAUAACGUGGUGGAUGCGAGAGUCAAAGAACAGGAGUUAAAGCUAAACGAGCUACCUUAUGAUGACUUCUUACUCAAGCUGACCAUUUCAAUAGAGACUUCCCACUGCGAGAGUUUUCUUGUGUUUGGAGAACAUAUUCCUCGCUUUGUCAAUGCCUUUUUAAAGGCAUCGAUGUAUUCUAUAUGGCGCAGUUUGUACAACAAAUUUCUGUUUGCUCUUGAAGCUGACGAAUUGGAUAAGUUUUGUUGUGAAGGGUAUUUUUUCGAGGAUCAACCCAACAUACUGUUUGUUGUGCGUGAUUCACCAAGUAACUCAACAUUUGAACUGAAGACAAACAAGUACGUGGGACCAAGAGCAGAGCAACCAGCUCAGCUGCUUUUGCUGGAUGUCUAUGAUGCCAGUGAGCAGCACUUUCAUCUCAACAAUUGCCUCUUUUCCGACAAGCUGAGCGAUCUGCAGGGACGUGAAGUAAUCGUCGCUGGCUUCGACUACAGACCGUAUACGGUUAUCAAGCAGUUGGAAGGCCGCAGCAAUUCACGGGAUGUCGGACAGUUGGAUCAUCCUAAAGUUUACAUCGAUGGCACCGAAAUGCGCGUUGUACUCAGUUUCUGCGAGCAGUUUAACUGCACUGUGCAGAUCGAUACAUCUGACGCCUACGACUGGGGCACCAUCUACCCGAAUACGUCAGGAGACGGCGCCAUGGGCAUGAUUGUGCAGCACAAGGCGGAAGUUUGCAUUGGCGCCAUGUACUCGUGGUACGAUGACUACACCUAUCUGGACAUGUCCAUGUAUCUGGUGCGUUCGGGCAUCACGUGCCUGGUGCCGGCGCCACAUCGUCUGGCCAGCUGGUAUCUGCCACUGCAACCAUUUCAGGGCACCUUGUGGGCCGCUGUGCUGCUCUGCUUGGGCAUCGAGACAGUUGGCCUCGUGCUCGGGCAUCGCAGUGAAUUGCAGCUCUAUGAUGAACCGUUGGACAGUGAAAAUGCUUGGUGGAGCAGCUGGAUCUUUGCUGUGGUCACCACCUUCAAGCUGUUCAUCUCGCAGUCAGGGAACAGCAAUGUGCAAUCGGUGACUGUGCGUGUGCUGCUCUUUGCCUGCUUCCUCAACGACACCAUCAUCACGAGCAUCUAUGGCGGUGGCUUGGCCAGCAUUCUGACCAUUCCAAGUCUCGGCGAGGCAGCGGACACCAUGCAACGCAUGCGUAGUCAUCGACUGCAGUGGGCAGCCAACUCAGAGGCUUGGGUAUCAGCGAUACGUGGCUCAGAUGAUCCACUGGUGCAGGAACUUCUAAUAAACUUUCACAUCUACACCGAUGAGCAGUUGCUGAACAUGGCUAAAACUGGACGCAUGGGUUUCACCGUGGAGCGAUUGCCAUUUGGACACUUUGCCAUUGCCGACUAUCUGACUGGCGAGGCCAUCGAUCAGAUGGUCAUCAUGCGGGAGGAUCUAUACUAUCAAUACACAGUGGCAUUUGUGCCCCGUCUUUGGCCGCUGCUCGAACGCUUCAACGAUUUAAUUUAUCGCUGGCACUCGGGUGGCUUCGACAAGUACUGGGAAUAUCGCGUGGUCGCCGACAAUCUGAACGUGCAACUGCAACAGCAGGUGGAGAGCACGAUGCCAGGUGUCGAGGGUCAAGAUGACGUUAACAUCGAACCCGUCACCCUGGGCAUGUCCAAUUUCGCUGGCAUUCUGCUUGUCUGGGUUUUGGGCAUAACUGUGGCGCUUAUCGUUUUUUUGACCGAACUGCUGACCCACAAGUUCAAAGGCCAGCCGGCUGUGAACUCUUUGUAAACACAUUAUGCGAUUCUUAGCACAUCUGCGCACUUAUUGCCGAAUCGGUUUUUUGCGCAACAUCUUGAGUUAUUAACGGAUUUCACAGCCAGCACGAGUAUUUGCAUCUUUGAGUAGCUCAUCGCAAACAUAAAAAACCAGUAGGAAAGCAAACACGAAAGUGAUCAACUUGAAGAUACCUGAUAGCUUCACUUAGUGCAUAAAAUCUAGCAAUCUGUUAUAUCUAGUUAUAAUAGGAAAUUAGAAAAAUAUAUGUACUCUGCAAUUAUUGCUGUCAACUUUAGUUUUUUGAAGACAGGUCUAAAUUCUAUACCCAAUUUGAUAUUCGAAUUCACACA
Drosophila sulfurigaster albostrigata is the source of this 2294-nucleotide messenger RNA. RefSeq lists its product as uncharacterized. Lineage: Eukaryota; Metazoa; Arthropoda; Insecta; Diptera; Drosophilidae. Gene Ontology annotation, molecular function: ligand-gated monoatomic ion channel activity. The record is from RefSeq and is a predicted model, not a curated record. The annotation marks the transcript as partial. Gene Ontology annotation, cellular component: membrane. The transcript has 6 exons.